Molecule: messenger RNA, 1169 nt
Organism: Ilex paraguariensis (yerba mate)
Lineage: Eukaryota; Viridiplantae; Streptophyta; Magnoliopsida; Aquifoliales; Aquifoliaceae
Source: the annotation of a GenBank genome assembly
AUGGGUGUGCCUUCUCCGAAUCUGCAGCGAAGUAAAAAGUCGAAAGCACUUGGAGUUCCAAUUAUUGAUCUCUCUCUUGAGAGGUCGACGUUGUCCGAGCUAAUUGUAAACGCAUGCAAGGAAUUUGGAUUCUUCAAGGUGGUUAACCAUGGUGUUUCCCAAGAGACAAUUGCAAGAAUGGAAAAGGAGGGGCUCGAUUUUUUCUCUAAAUCAGCUUCUGAGAAGCAACAAGCAAAAGCAGGGCCAGCCAGUCCUUUUGGUUAUGGUUGCAAAAACAUUGGCUUCAAUGGCGAUAUGGGUGAGCUCGAGUAUCUUCUUCUUCAAGCUAACCCUCUUUCGGUUUCUGAAAGAUCCAAAGCUAUAUCCAAGGACCCAUCAAAGUUCAGUUGUGCUGUAAAUGAUUACAUAGAAGCUGUGAGGGAGCUGGCGUGUGAGAUUCUUGAUCUAGUGGCUGAAGGCUUGUGGGUCCACGACAAAUCCGUGCUCAGUAGGCUCAUCAGAGACGUCAAUAGCGACUCAUGCUUUAGAGUCAAUCACUACCCUCCGGUCUUCAAGGAAUGGAACCCAAUCCCAUCGCCAAAAUUUCAUCAUCAGGAUUCGGGUACAACAAGUCGGGUUGGAUUCGGAGAGCACUCGGAUCCUCAGAUCCUCACAAUUUUGCGAUCCAAUGACGUUGGUGGCCUUCAAAUCUGUUCUCAAGAUGGGUUCUGGAUCCCUAUCCCUCCUAACCCAACUGAAUUUUGUGUGUUCGUCGGUGACGCUUUACAGGCUUUGACAAAUGGAAGAUUUGUGAGCGUGAGACACAGGGUGCUGGCAAACACAGGCAAGCCCAGAAUGUCCAUGAUGUAUUUUGGGGCACCAUCUCUGAAUUCCUGGAUCUCGCCUCUUCCACAGACGGUCUCGUUCGAGAAUCCGAGUCUUUAUAAGCCUUUCACUUGGGGGGAAUACAAAAAAGCUGCCUACUCAAUGCGAUUGGGAGACCCUCGUCUUGAUCUAUUCAAGACUCAUAAUAUUGCAAAUAAAUCUGCAUUACGUUAGAGGGUUUUGUUGUUUGUGCGUUCAAGACUACAAAUCAUUUGAUGAAACCUACCGGGUAGGAGUUUUGGGAUGCAUGGGACACAGAUAUGAAAACAAGUCAUAUUGUGCAUAGAUCAGUUGACUGACUGGUG